This is a messenger RNA of Pocillopora meandrina, 3831 nucleotides long. The record is from the annotation of a GenBank genome assembly. Lineage: Eukaryota; Metazoa; Cnidaria; Anthozoa; Scleractinia; Pocilloporidae.
AUGGCGUACAAAGGACAGAAAGUACAGAAAGUCAUGGUACAACCUAUUGUAUCCUCUUAAUUGUAACGAAAAUACUCACAUAUUGAUCAUGUGAAGUGAUGAACUGGCGAAAGAUCGUAGCACGUGCUCCCAUUUGACAUUAAGUAGCUUUAUUUGUCUCGAACGGUCAUGCCAAGAUCUAAGAAGUUUCGAUCCUUUGCGAUUUAUAGUUGUAUGCGUGAAGCAGGGUGAUUAUUUUAUGACGUAACUGUAACUAUUACAGGUUCGAAGGCACAUGCUACGUAAUGUGAGGUGUCUUCGAUUGAAUAAAGGGGGUAAGUUUCGAAAGAAACUGCUCUACGGCGUUGGUAGGGGAGUAUAUCAAGACAAUUUGGUUUCAUCACCUGAGUCUAUAAUUCAAAUUGGCCACCUUAAAGAGUUUCAAAGCUAACGUUUAGAGCGUAAGACUCUCGUCAGGUAGAACUCGGUGACCCUAUAUUCUGUAGUUGCUGAUCAUAGAGCCCUGUUCUUGAGUUAGACAUGUCACUCCUGCAGUGCUUCUAUUUUCCUACAGUAUCACUCACAUAUAAUACAGGGCGGUAAAAUUUCCGCACAGACCCAUACCAUUGUAAAACAAAUCUGUUUCCCAGUGGCAAUGUGUUGUUUUUGUCAUUGUUUUCUCUAUCCGAGAACUGAAUGCAUAAUGUAGUAUGGGGCUGUGGGAAAAUUUUACACUACAGGGUUCCUACUACAGCAUCUACAUGAAGUUCACGUUAAUGGAUUAGAAUCCCAUCCAGGGUGGAAUAGUAAUCCUGGGUAGAUCAUGCCUUGGAAACAGGGAUAAGUCCUUUGCUUAUUUUAAAGACCCCUGACCUUACCCUUUGAAAUCAGGAAAACAGGGAACAAAAUAAAAUGUGUGUAGUUUUUUUUGUGAAUUAUUCAGUCCUGGCAUCACAUUCCCAAAAUGGUGGUUAAUGUGAAUGAUCAGUAUUGUCUGGAUAAUUUACUAAUUUGUGCUAAUAGGAGAUGAUAUUGUUACCUCUUUGCUGUGUUUUCCCCGUACACUCUGUAAGAAUGUUGAUUGAUGUGUACAUUGCUAAUAUUCUGGCAAAAUACAUUUAAUAGGCUUUCUCAAAUUUUGAAUUUGAAUUUCUUGGUAUUUUCCUUAACUUUUUACCCAAACAGAACUUGAUAUUUAGGUAUUUGCAAAAUGUAAGUAUUAUUUUUUUUGUGUGUGUUUUUGUGUGUCAUUUAUGAAUUGCACUGUACUUAAAAAGCAAUUUUUCAAAUAGUAGUUCUUAAAAUGCUGAAAAAUUUAUGGUUUGGGGUAUUGAUAAUUAAUUGAGUCAUGAUAUUUUUAUUUUUAUGUUUUUAUUUUAUUUGAUGUCUUUUUUAUGUUUCCUGUUAUUCAUCAGAGAUCAAGAAUUCAGAUUUGGCUGUAUGAGCAAGUGAACAUGAGGAUUGAGGGCCAUAUUAUUGUAAGUUUCUAGUUAACAAAUUUCUAUAAUUUGAUAUUCUAUGGAUAAGAUAUAUUUUUUGCAUGAUGCUCUUAUUAUUAUUUCACAAAUCAGUGUAUGAGAAAUGGUUUUAUUUUCCCAGUUGCUGUAUCUUAUGUUUUGUAAUGGACCAAACCAAUUUUCUUAUUUUCUUAUCUGCAACAUUGUAGAAGCAAGAAUCUUUUGGAAAUCUGGUUUCUUUUUUUGCCAAUUUCUUUGUUUGGUUACUUUUGUGUUACUCAUUGUACUGAGAAUAGUAUCUUUAUGCAAGAAACUCAUAACCAUCUUCAUGAACUGCAAUUAAAAGAAACCAAUCAGUACUUUAUCUUUGUAAGUCCAGAGGAAUCACAAAAAGAAAAGGAGUAAUAUUUUUUUGAUAUAUUUUUUACAGGGUUUUGAUGAGUAUAUGAAUCUUGUUUUGGAUGAUGCAGAAGAAGUACAUCUCAAAACCAAGAAAAGGAGACCUCUUGGUAUGGACUUUAUUUCUAAAAUAUGUAUAGAAUUGAGUUACUGUAAAAUGACACAAAUGUAAAAGGGAUGGAAUGUUGUUGUGUUUCAAAAAAUAAUUCAAUCAGAUGUUAGGAAACUUCAAAUCUCAAAUAAUAAGGGUUAUUAGUUUGUGGUUUUGAGGUUGUUAGAAUCAAAUCAAAGUCUUGGUGGUAUUUCCAUUUAUAUUCAACUCUUGCAUGGAAGUGAAGUUUUGCUUAUUUAUGCACCACCGUGGAACGUAUUGCCCUUUACAUUCCACCCCACCUCCUUUAAGGUGAUUCCUCAGUAUUGCUCUGUGCAUCCUACACUGGGCAUAAAAAUUAUGUAAUCAGCCAUAUAAGCUUGCACGUAGUUUGAGAUCACUUUAUUGUUUUUCAACUUAUUGACCAGUUAAAGUGGUUAGAUAGUCCUUAGCUCUAAAAUGAGCACACUGACCUAUGUUUUGUUUGGUGUAAUUUUAGUGUACAGAUUACCCCCUUUAAAUUGAAGAAAUAAAAAAAGAUUAAUCGAAAGGAGAAAAAGAUUUACACUAAAAGGUGUGCAUGAAGCCAUUACUUAAGGAAGCAAAUUAUGACCUUGAAAGCAAUGACUCAAGGAACGUUUUGAGUCAUUGUCUAAAAUCGUGUGAAUUUUCUAGAAAUUAUGUAUCAAAUUGUUCCACACUUUCUGGAUACUACCUUGAAGUUUUUGGUAAGUAUCACUUAUGGAAAAACCUUUGCUUCUAGCUACUGCAAAAUGUGCCAUGAACCCUUGAAAUGAUGCGCAUGAUUAGUGAAUUUGGCCCAACAUAUCUCUUUAACAAGCACAGUGACCUAUCUUUUUUAUUGUAUUUUUCAAAAUAGACAUUGGUAGGGAACAUUUAAGGAGAUGAAAAAUAAAACAACCCUUUUUUCUAAGGAAUCACCUUAAAUUUCAAUGACCCCCCAAAAAUCUGAAUGACUAUUUUCCAUCUGGUGAAAUAGGGAAAUAAGUUAAAUUUGCUGUCUUUUUUUUUGUCUUGUGUUCUUCUUAGGAAGGAUAUUGUUGAAAGGAGACAAUAUUACCCUCCUCAUGAAUACAGAAGCCAGCUGAUUAAUGCAUCAUCCAUGCAUGUAUUGAGCUGAAGAUCAAGAGAAAUGCUUUUUGGAACAGAUUUGAUAUUUCUUUUAGCCGUGAAACCUAGUAACACUACUGAAAGGGCUUGUAACCUUUGUUAAGAACUUUAAAUGUAACUUUUGUACGUACAGGGCGUGACAUUUGUAUUUGAUUAUGAGUAACUGUAGCUAUGUAGUUCCGCACAAUCGACCAUUCACACCCAAAAUGUAGAAGUCUCUCGACAUUUGUUUUCAACCAGUGAAAUGUAAUGAUGUGUCUUUUUUCCAUGCCAUAUGUCUCAACCUGCUUCAGUCUCAUUUGUAAAGUUCAUCGUUUUACUCACGCUCAGAAAAAAAAAAAAAUUUUAUGUGAAGUUUUCUUCAUUUUAACGCUCCGAAUGCCAAACAACAGUAGUUGUUCGAAAGCUGAAAGCUCUUAACUGUGACAUCUGACGUCUACAUAUAAAGGGCAGUGAGAUAUUUGUAGCUUGCCUUCGUUUCUGUUUCCCAUUGCAUUUGUAUUGGGCAAGAUACUUCCAAGAAACUUUUUUUACACAUGACUCGUAGCUUUGCAAAACACAAGUCGGAAAAUUUAACAACUAGCCUGGUUGCAUAACCAAAACCUUUUCUCAAGAUAUUGAAAUGAAAUUAUCAACCCUUUUGAUAAGGGAGCCCUCAUCUUAAUGCCUCGGAAAGAACAAUUAGGGCUUUUAUAAAAAGUGUGUUUGGGAAGCUUCCCGCGUGUUUAUCCAAUAGUUUUAGUGAGGUAUUUUUUUAUCGCUGCCACUGUGCUC